AAUGACCGAGGUUACGGUGGGGGUGGAGGCAGAAGUGGCGGAUACAGAGACGGAGGUUAUGGGGGUGGUAGCCGAGGGGGUAAGAAACCCCUUCCCACUGAGCCACCCUAUACUUGCUAUAUAGGAAACUUGCCCCGUGGCGUGGUACAAAUGGAUCUAGAAGAGAUAUUCAGAGAUUUAAAAGUACACAGUGUGAGAUUGGUUAGAGAUAGAGAUACAGAUGAAUUUAAAGGUUUUGCCUACGUAGAAUUUGAUGAUAUUGAGUCUUUGAAAGAAGCUUUAACUUAUGAUGGUGCUUUACUGGAAGAUAAAAAUUUACGAGUUGAUGUCGCUGAGGGGCGUAGAAAAGAC
Lottia gigantea (owl limpet) is the source of this 351-nucleotide messenger RNA. RefSeq lists its product as hypothetical. Gene Ontology annotation, molecular function: RNA binding. Lineage: Eukaryota; Metazoa; Mollusca; Gastropoda; Lottiidae. The transcript is spliced from 4 exons. The annotation marks the transcript as partial. The record is from RefSeq and is a predicted model, not a curated record.